Messenger RNA from Aedes albopictus (Asian tiger mosquito), 3514 nucleotides. Its product is annotated as meckelin. Bases 292 to 3411 code for a protein of 1039 amino acids. The record is from RefSeq and is a predicted model, not a curated record. Gene Ontology annotation, cellular component: MKS complex; ciliary transition zone. Lineage: Eukaryota; Metazoa; Arthropoda; Insecta; Diptera; Culicidae. Gene Ontology annotation, biological process: cilium assembly. The transcript is spliced from 8 exons.
UCACGCACGGAAGCACGACAUGACCCAUGUUACGAUUACAACAAUUGGAGGAACCUAGGCGACCCGGAUCACCAUGGUAACAUCAACAAAACAAAUCUAGAACAUCUAGUCAUUGAGCUGCCACUCCGAGCAAAACAGUCCGCAGUAGAGUUCAACCCGUGUCCAAUCGAGGAUGUCUAAACUUGUAGUAGCACCUUGUUUUCCACUACUGAAUGUUCAGGAAAAACACCAAUCGCAAUAAAAACUAAUCAACUAUUCUGGUGUAGGAUUAAGUGAAAUUAAGAGUUCAAAAUGUCACCUCAGUGCAUGAAAUGUUGUGAUGUGAAUAAAGUUAUGCUUACGAUUCUAGUGAUUAUUUUACGAUGUGCCACUGUUAGAACGGAUUCUGACUUUUUCAACAUCAAUGAAGUAAUUCUUUACGCAACACCGGAUGGUUGCCGAAAUGGCGAAUACUUUGAUACUUUUGCCUUCAAAUGUAAAAUUUGCGACGAAGGAUUACAUCUUCAGGUGGCAAACGAUCAUUUGUCCUGUUUCUGCGAUGAUCGGUCGGUAUCAUGGCGUGAUUACGACAGCUCGGUACAGGGUCCGAUUUGUCGCAACCUGAGCGAAUUCUUCGACAAGCCGGGACCUCGAAUCGAGAUCCUAAAGUUUUGUAAAACUCGUCACGUGCGACUACUCAACUCAACGAAAACCAGUGGGAAAAUUAUCCAAGUAUAUCGUAAAACCUACCCUCCCGGCAAUGAAAGUACUGUUUGCGGUUGCACUCAACCCAAUACCGUUCCGUACGAUGACCAACUGCGCCCGCGGGAAACGGUGCCAUACUGCUUACAACAAACUUUACUGAAAGACAUUCAGAACCAGCAACCCUUCAGGUUGAACCAUCGUCACAAUGGUAACGUGUUCCGUAACAUUAAGUAUUUAAUUGUGUUUUGCCACGUGAUGCGGAGCACGCGACACUGCCACUAUUUGGCCAAUCUGUGCGUACUUGCAUUCUACAAUAUGGACACAUCGCCUGGAUCGCCGUGCAGAAUUUUCUACACCUACCAAACGCUAGACGUAGCGUCGGCAGACAACCAAAUCCCGGGAACAAUCAGUGGAAGCCUGCUGGGACCGAAAGAUGGUUCUGGAAAGGUGGCCAACCUCUGGACGAUGAGCGACACAGUUAAGCCCCAUCUGUUCUACCGCCGCGGAAAGUAUGUCAACGAAAUUUUCGACAAGUAUUUGGACUUCAGCUACGAUGUCAACGCAACCAAUACGAUAAACAACACGCUAAACUUCACCCUCGUUAGCUACGAUUUAUAUGGCCACCUGAAGAACUUCCGUGCUAUGCGCCUGACCGAUUUGAAUCUUUGCGAGCGCUACUCGGCCAGCCAAGAUUUGCGGGUUCGCUUCGCUCAAAGCUACCAUCGCCGAUGCAAGAUCAGUCUGCGAAGAAUGCUUCAGGACUUUAGCGAACCGGAGUUUAUAAACAUCUACACGGAUUACUAUGAUCAGAAGAUCCGCCUACUCAGAUCUAUUCCUGUGCUGAUACAGAAGGCUAUAUUUGCCCAUAACGACGAUCCGGAUCCAGAGAAGUGGCAACUUGUCCGAAGGUUCCUUAUGGUGGAUGCGCUGUCAGGUAUGAACGACAACUUUAAACCUCAAAUGUACGACGAGGGCACACCACAGGAAAAGUACCAUUUCGUUCGAUAUAUCAAACGAGUCGAACUGGAGUUUCGAUUGCACGCUGACCAUGAAAAGAAUCCAAACCGGGUAGCAGUGCCUUUGCUGAAACUAGAGUACGGCUUGGUCAACACUUCCCAAGAAUUGUCAAAUUCUUUCUUUGAAGAGCUGGUAGAUUUUGAAUUUAAAGUAACGUUCAAUAAAAAGUAUAGUUUUGAAUCGAUUCUAGAGAUAAUCUUGCCAAUAUUCCUGCUUCUGGCCUUUACCAUGACGCUCUUCCAAACUUUCUGCCAUAAAUUACGCCAAAAUAAGCUCUACUACGAUAUGGAAAUAUUCUUCAAUUUCAUUGUAUACCUGUGUUCCAAUGUUGCCACAGCUCUUUUAGCCGCCACGGUUAUCGUUGCGUUGCACGUAUUUGUCACCUACAAAACGCAGACCAACGUUAAAAUGCUGCUUCCGGUGGAGGUGCAGCAUGGGUUGGAGAUUUUCAUCUAUUUGGCUUUUGGUUUUAAGUUAAUCAAAUUGUUGCGAAUGUUUGUAACAAUGGCAUGUAUUGAUAUAUUCUUCAUUGAUUGGGAACGACCGAAGAUAUUUGAUGCUGGCAUAGGUAAUCAGCGAACGCAUUUGUUGGAUACCCCAUCCAUUACUUCAAGUGCUACGGCCCGCCCCACGUGUGACAGUGUCUCCGCUUGGCGCAACUAUUUCAUUGCCAACGAAUGGCAAGAGUUGGCCACGAAGCGUAAAAUAUCAAUGUUUGCCCACAUAAUCUUGCUCAUUGGCGCAUUCUUUUUCUGUGGACUCGAACAUUGGUCUUCGAAUAGCUUCCAUUUGCAUCUCUACAAACAAGGCGAAUACUUAGGAAAAGACGACAAAAUCCUCAAAAUGGCUGUUGGAAUAAUCGUUUACGUUACGGUAUACUUAGCCCAACGAAUCUACAAUGUUCUCAUCUACGAGCGAUUUGUGGAAAACGCUAUCCAGCAAUUCAUAGAUGUGGCAUCGAUUGCUAAUAUCUCCGUAUUUAUCCUGUGCAUGGAGUCCUACGGUUUCUACAUCCAUGGUCGGUCCCCGCAUGGCUUCUCCGAUACGGACAUGUGCUCAAUGAUACUGCAGUUCAAACGAGAGGAAGACAACCUCUGUGGCAACCGUGGAUUACUACCAGGAUCAGAACAGCAAACCUACUCCAUAUUAGUGCCAAAGAAUUUGCGAGCUUUCUACGAUAAAUUGAUAGCACCUCUGAGAAAUUCCUCAAACUUUGGCCCACAUCAACACCUCAACCAAACGCAUUUGGUAGGCAGCACAAAACUAAGCAAUUCUGGAGUGAUCAGCAGCCCUGGAGGACAUUACGAGUAUACUUUCGAAAAAACAAUACUCACGUACUACAAUGUAAAUAGGUUCUUUGCAGCUUUCGUGGAUCAUGCAUUGAAAGACUUGGACUACAUCAUUCAGGAGCGGAGCAUUCUGGAGAACAUUCUCAACUGUGAAUUUCAGAGUUAUGUAACUGAAAACAAAGGUGUGUUCUACAUCGAUAACGGGCACUCUUUCGAUCAGGUCCUUUUCUACGGCAACGAGUGGACUUUCUUCCAGCUAGAGCUAGCCUUAUUUCUAUCGGUUGUGCUGCUGAGUCACGACUAUCUAGUGGCGAUCGUUGUCGUCGGCAUAGUGUACAAAAUGUUCGAGAUUGUCAUGAAUUAUCUUCUGAAAAACAACCUAGCCAAAAAGACACUCAUUGAUAAGCGGUUUUUGAUCUAAGGCCGAUUUUUCUAUUCGUAUUCUAUUACUAAUAAUUUUGAACUUUUAAGCUGUACUCGAUGAUUUGAAUAAAAGACGAAGCUUAAUGAUUUUUUAACUAUCG